UUGGUAAUAAAGUUUUUAUUACGGGGGUGAUUUGUGUAGGUAUAUUUUCUAUGUGUUUGUAUUCGUGUAACUUGCACUGUACUACUGUAAUCGUGUAACUCGUGUAGUAUAUUAGUGUGGAAAACAGAUGUGCCCAACUCCAACAUGACCAUAAACCGAGUGAUAUCAGUUUCAAGUGAUUUAAGAAUAAUUGCAAAAAAACAUUUAUCAUAAAAAUCAGUUUGUUUACACGAGGAUAACAAAUUUCAAGCAUAAUGGAAGAAGCUGAGAAAAAUGGCAAUUAUCAAGUUCAAAUGUCUACAUCGACAUCGAAUGCCAUUAUUAAUAAAGAUACUCAAUUCCAAAAGGAGGAAACGUUACUUGAUCAUAUGGAAAUGACAAUAGUUGAAGCAGAGAAAAGAGCAAAUGGAGCCUUAAAUUUAAAAGAGUUUUACACUGUAUAUCUUAUAAAAACAAAAGUCAUAAAUCCUGAGUUUUCUGGAGCUUUAACAAAUACAAGCUCCUUGUGGCGUCGUUACACUGAAUUUUUAAGUUUACGAACUUAUUUAGAAGUAGCAUAUCCUUACGUAGUAUUACCAUCAUUACCCGAGAAAAAAGUUAUGUAUGCUUGGCAAAAAGUAACUACAGAUACUUUUGAUCCCGAUUUCAUUGAUCGACGACGAGCUGGAUUAGAAAACUUCUUACUUAGCGUAGCAUCUCAUCCAAUUUUAUCGUUUGAUAAGCAAUUCAUGGGAUUCUUACAACAAAAAGAUGGAUGGAGGGAAACUAUGAAAGAAAGGGGUUAUUUACAAUUAGCUGAGACUAAAUUAAAAGCGUUGAGUGUCUCAGUUCGUCUUCGUAAACCAGAUAAACGUUUUGAAGCAGUUAAAAAUUAUGGAAUGGAUUUACAUAAUAAUUUGUCUAAUUUACUUCGUACUCGUGCUAUACUUGCCGAAAAACAGUAUAGUUUCUAUAAGCUGCAUGCAAAUUAUGGUCGAGUUUUUAGUGAAUGGAGUGCCAUAGAAAGAGAAAUGGGAGAUGGUCUACAAAAGUCUGGCCAUUACUUGGAUUCAUUAGCUGCCACGAUUGAUACGACUUUAGAGGAAGAAGAGUUAAUAGCAGAUCAGUUAAAAGAAUGGCUGUUUGGAGCAUCCUCGUUGCAGGCCGUAACUAGACGCCAAGAAGCAUUGCAACUCAAUAAAGAAGAAGCCUCUGACAACCUGGUUGCUUUAUAUGAUCAAAAGGAAAAAGUCGUACAAGGAAAAUUCAGUCUUAUGUCAAGGUUAUUUGGAGCAGUAGAUUCUGAAGAAGUUCGUGAACUAAAAAUAAAUCAAUUAGAACAAAAAAUCAGCCACAGUGAGGAAUUAGUAAGACAAAAUGAUUAUGACUUAUCGUUGUUUUCUGAGAAAGCCAUGAAAGACAUUGAAAGAUUUCAAAUGCAGAAAGGAAGUGCUCUUCGGGAAACACUAGCAGCUUACAUUGUUCUUCAUUAUAAGUUAUCUCGAAAGGGUCUUCAGUCUUGGCAAAAUAUUAAAGAAUGUUUACAAAGCAUGCCAUAGUUUUGUUAAUACAAAUGACACCUUUUUACGAAAGAUUGUUGAUAAAACAUUAUAAACUGUUGCAUUACUCUUUGUUUAAAACAAAUUAACUUUAAAAAUAA
Molecule: messenger RNA, 1639 nt
Organism: Copidosoma floridanum
Lineage: Eukaryota; Metazoa; Arthropoda; Insecta; Hymenoptera; Encyrtidae
Product: sorting nexin-4
Biological process (GO): protein transport; positive regulation of autophagosome assembly
Cellular component (GO): early endosome membrane; SNARE complex; plasma membrane
Molecular function (GO): phosphatidylinositol-3-phosphate binding
Source: RefSeq, a predicted model, not a curated record